Atta colombica is the source of this 1851-nucleotide messenger RNA. Its product is annotated as dual specificity protein kinase splB-like. The record is from RefSeq and is a predicted model, not a curated record. The transcript has 2 exons. Bases 109 to 1851 code for a protein of 580 amino acids. Lineage: Eukaryota; Metazoa; Arthropoda; Insecta; Hymenoptera; Formicidae.
UGCCGGUCUAUGAUUUAGGUUAGAAUUGACCGUUCAAUAUUGGAAAUUUUAUUACCGUAAAAAGAUACAGAAUUAUAGAGAAUUUAAAAAUUAUAAACGAACUGUGAAAUGAUGAGAUGUGCAAACUUUGGAAAUGGCAAAAAAUCACAUUCAAGUGCGAAAAGAGGUAUAGAUAAUGUAGCAAUGACGACGAGUGACAAGGUAAACAAGAAGAAUGAUAAGAAGAUUGACUCUCCUCAAAGUUGCCAAGAACAAUCAACCUCUGGUCACAGCACGCCAGUCAUGAAGAAACGAAACACAAAAGCGGAUAAAGAAGCCUCUCCGGAUUUUGAUUAUUCUCCAAGCCCGAUCUUACCUACAUUCACUCAGGAAGGUGGUAAUGAGGUUGCAUGGGAUUGGCAAAGUUCUAUGAGCAGGACUCCUGAGAACAGCAGUAAGAAACAGAAUGUCCACUGUGAAACUCCAAAGGGUACUAAGUUGCUGCAAAGGAAGAGGAUUUCGAACUCGCCUUUGUUGUAUAAACCACUCAAGAGAAAAACUAUCAAGAUGGAAAACAUAGAAAACAUUGGACAAUUUGCAGCUGAGCUACAGGCAUUGAACGAAAGAAUGAGAGUUAUAAAACAAAACGACAAUAAUCACUCGAAUGAUUGUGUCGAAAAAAAAGAGGUGCCAACGUUAACGAACAUAAGCGACAAGGAAGAAAUGUCAAAAGUUCAAGAUGACAAGCAGAAUAGUGUCGAAAAACACAGUAACGAUAACGAAAAGAGAAACGAUAGUGUCGAAGAAACAAAUGAUCAUAGCAACACCAAUAAAAAGGAAAUUAGCGGAACUUAUGACGAUUUAUUUGAUGAUUCUGUAGAUGACGAUAUAAUCAGGUGCACUCAAGAGAUAGAGAAGAAAUUCAAUUUGGAAAGAGGGAAUUCUACUCAAUUGCAGAUCAAAAAAGAAGAUUCAUGCAAAAAUGAUGUAUUUAAUAAGACAUCUGUACAGUCUAGUUCCAGUGAGAAUUGUAAAAAUCAAUUAAGAAGUGUUCGCUUAUGGGACAAUAGUUCAUUAAAAACAUAUUCAAAGUUUUCAUUGAAACGAGAUGCAAACUCUAGUAUACACUCUACAGUGCAGAACAGUAAAGAUACGUAUAAACUAUGUCUAAAUAAUAAUAAUACAAUACGUUCCUUUGCCAGAAAAUCAUGUGAUAACAAAAAACUGUCAAAAAGUAAUACGGUAGACUUAUAUGAUUUUCAUAACGAUUCUUUUGACGAUUGGUUAGCGUCGUGCGUUGAAGAAGAGAAAUUACUUCCGAAAUCUAUAUCCUCAACUCAUAAAAACGAUAGCACGAAAGUCCAAGCCAAUUAUAAGCAUUUGACUAAUGCGCCGUUAAAGUCGGAAGUUAAAUCCGCUGACUCAUUUAAACCUAUGACAAAGUCUGAAACGUCUAACGCUAACUAUUUACAGAAUAGAAAAUUCUUUAAAACUAAGAGCUUGUCAGAACAACCUGUUAAUCGGGACACAAGUGCUAAAGACUCGCGUGCUUCCGUAAGUACAAAACCGAUUGUUACAGAUGAUUGUAAGGCUGAGAAUAAGGCAAUUUCGUUAAUGCAUAGCGUGAAUCGAAUGCGUGGGUCCGAUGUUAACAGGUGCGCGGUAAAAAGCGAUGGUAAUCAUUUCAUUAAGCAUCAUUCUACCGGUAAUAUGAAUAACGAUACACGGGAAACGGCGAAUAAACCUGGUUCACAACCCAUAACACAAUGUACUGCGGAAGAGAUCGAAAGAAAGAGAUUGCAGGCCGUAGCGAGGCUCGAGGCGAGAAGAAAGUUACACUUCACGAAGAUUACAAAUAAUAUCAAUAGGUGA